This is a messenger RNA of Cordyceps militaris CM01, 1839 nucleotides long. Its product is annotated as Cyclin-like F-box. Gene Ontology annotation, molecular function: DNA binding; protein binding. Bases 1 to 1839 code for a protein of 612 amino acids. The transcript is spliced from 4 exons. The record is from RefSeq and is a predicted model, not a curated record. Lineage: Eukaryota; Fungi; Ascomycota; Sordariomycetes; Hypocreales; Cordycipitaceae.
AUGACGGAGCACAGCGGUAACAGGCACGCGAACUGUACGUCUCUGGAUGCGCUUCCCGAUGACAUCAUAGAGCAAGUUCUGUUGUAUGUAUCACCAUUGGACAACUUGGCUGGUCUGCAGAGUCAAUCACGCAGGUUACAUGGGUUAGCAAGUCAACCUCUGUUGUGGAAGUACCACUGCUUGGCAGCUUUCCAGUACUGGCAGCCUGGACACGGCUUGGAACGUCUACUACUACAGAAUGCGUCGGCGACAAAUUGGAAAGCCUUGUUCCUCAAGCGCCAAAGGCAAAACUCAUCCAUCGCACGCCUCCUCGAUCGCAUCGUCACUUCCCGAGUAAAUCGCAUCGAGGGCAUGCAACAGAUUUGCGAGUACGGUUAUGAUGCCAAGGACUUUCUCAUUGAAAAAUGCCGCACUACCAAGAGCGACCCGAGAGUGCUGGCAGUAAGCAUACAUCGGAACCUGGCCAUUCAGCAGUGGUUCCAACUUAGCAAUUCGGAACCAACGGAUCCCUUGAAUACACGACCCUCUCUGGAGAAGUCGUUGGCCGCUUUCGAUCUCUUUGUCCUGCACGAUGAGCGCGGUGAUCUCAACGAGACUAGUCAGCUGCUAGACAAUUACACAAACCUAUUUAUGACGUCCCAACCCAAAUGGAGCGAAAAGAGUACGCGGGAACAGGCUCUCGCGCUGAACCACUGGAUACGUGCAGCCAAUCUUGUUGGGUUGGACGACCAAGAGCAGGACUAUAGAAACCUACGGAACUGUUUUAUUGGACAGGCAUUACGCGAUUCAAACCAUGAAUCAGUACCCAUAAUCUCCUGCGCAAUUUACUGCUGCAUCGCCGAAAGAAUAGGCCUGCAAGCGGAAUGCUUCUUGGCACCCAUCUGCGUACACAUUGUUGUCACCGCACCCCCUGGCUACGAUUUAGACAUGAAACCCAGCCAAGAAGAGCAUCAAAUGUACCUGGACCCAUUUGCUACCAACGGGGAGGUACCUCUCAACAAGAUGGAGCAUCUCGUCUCCCACGCCGACAUGACCAUCGCCAGCCUACGCAAUUCGGGCACCGUCUUCGCCAUCACUACCCGCACCGCGCGCAACAUUGAGGCCUCCCACGCCGCCGGCGCCCGCCGCGCCGACCCCCUCAGCCUCAGCCGUUUUCUGGGCGGCCACGCCGCCUUGAACCGGCAGCUCGCGCUGUACGCGACGCGCUGGGCGCUACUGAUCCUGCAGGUGCCCUUUACGCAGCGCUGGCGCGAGCGCCGCACACAGCUCUUGCAGCGCCUUCUGCGCGACUGGCCCGAGGACGAGUGGAUCAUGUCGCAGUAUGUGCUGGCGCAGAGCCGUCAAGGCCGCCGCGGCGGCGGCAGUGCUGGCGACGCGGCGGUGGACCACGCCGCCGCCCUCCACCGCGCCUGGCACCCGGACCGGCUGCGGGCCGAGAUAUUCCAGAACGCGCUCACGCCGGCCCGCGUGGCCCCCUAUCGAAUCGGCCAGAUCUUUGUGCACCGGCGCUACCAGUGGCUCGGCGCCAUUGUCGGCUUUUACGAGGUGCCUACCGCGACCUGGGGCGUCAUUGGCUCGACCGCGAUAGCCUCGGAAGGCGGCAGCGCGGCGCAGAGCUCGGAUGACCGGCGAUGGUUCUACAUCAAGACUAUAGCCGCGUCCAGCACGGACGAACAAGUGAUUGCUCCUAAAAACCUGGAAAUCAUGAACGACGCGUCUCAAGUGACUGAUGACAUGUUUCCGCUAGCGGGCAAGUUCUUCAAAAGAUUCGAUCGCCAAAAGUGCCGCUUCGUAUCCAAUGUUGACGAGGAAUACCCACGUUUAGCUGGCGGGGACUGA